This is a messenger RNA of Dissoconium aciculare CBS 342.82, 489 nucleotides long. RefSeq names its product DnaJ-domain-containing protein. Bases 1 to 489 code for a protein of 162 amino acids. Lineage: Eukaryota; Fungi; Ascomycota; Dothideomycetes; Mycosphaerellales; Dissoconiaceae. Gene Ontology annotation, biological process: protein histidyl modification to diphthamide. Gene Ontology annotation, molecular function: metal ion binding. The record is from RefSeq and is a predicted model, not a curated record. The transcript has a single exon.
AUGUCGAGCUUCGUGGACUAUUACGAGCUGCUUGGUCUUGGUGAUCGACGAAACGGUGACGACAACGUUGGCACUGACGAGCUAAAACGAGGUUACAAGCGUGCGCUGUUGUCUCAUCAUCCCGACAAGCAAUCCAGGUCAUCCUCGACAUCCUCCAUCACUGUCGAUACGAUCACGAUGGCAUAUCAGACCUUGUCCGACCCGCAAAGACGUGCUGAAUAUGAUCGCCAGCUGCAAAGUCGAAGAGCCAUUGAAUUUGACAAAUCACAUGGCGCCGAGACGUGCACAGGCUUAGAUGUCAUCGACCUUGGCGAUCUCAGUUGCGACGAAGACAGUGGCAACUGGACCAAAGAUUGCCGUUGUGGUAGUCAGCCGGCAUUCGUCCUUACCGAGCUCGAGUUGGAGGCGAAUAGUCAUUUGGGAGAGGUCAUCGUGGGCUGCAAGGGCUGUAGCUUAUGGCUAAAGAUACUUUAUAGCGUCGAAGAAUGA